AUGGCAGUGGUUGGUUCUCAAUUUUCAACCGGAGAUCAGAGUCCAUCUGCACGAGAAACGUUUUGGGCAUCUGGUUUCCGAAAAUGUCCCAAUCAAUGUUCCAACAAUAGUGAUGGAAGGAGUUCCAAGCCUGGAGAAAGAGCAAAUUCCACUAUUGCUUCAGAAGAUCAUGUUGCUGGAUGCCGACUCAAUGGUGAUGCGUAUGGAACAACAGUCUUCAGAUGUUCAAGCUGCAACUGGCAAACAAGUUUCCAAUAUGACGAAGCAUCCGAAACGUACUAUUAUGAGACAAAAUUUUGGAGGCGACCCGACUCAAAUGCCCCACCAAAGCCACAGCAUCCCUGGUCUGGAGUUUCCAUUAAAUCAUGGCUGUCAUCUCAUCCCAGCCUGGACAAAACAAUUGUCGACAAAUGUUCGUCUUUUGGUCUCUUGUCGGAUGGACCUAGGUUUAGUGAUUUGACUUUUCGUCAUUUCAAGGCGCUUUCCUUUACGAAAAAGGAAGCCGAAUUACUUGUCCAAGUAAUAGAAGAGAAAAAUAAGGAGCUCGGACUGAUUCUUUGA
Cylindrotheca closterium is the source of this 561-nucleotide messenger RNA. The record is from the annotation of a GenBank genome assembly. Lineage: Eukaryota; Bacillariophyta; Bacillariophyceae; Bacillariales; Bacillariaceae.